ACGGGAUUCACAUUUUCGAAAAAAUAAUAUUUAUGGACCCCUUGGCUUAGUCAAAUUUAGAGUCCAAAUUUUGUGUACGGUCUGAGUUUUUAAGUUCUGAAAGUAGAACGGAGUUUCUCAGCAAGGAAUGGAUUCUUCAGGAUCCAAUAUCCAUAGAGAUGCAGAUUCACUGAGUGUGUAUGGCUCUGGUGUAACAGCAGUUCUCAACUCAAGCUCAGAUCCAGAUACACAGUCAGGGGAUUGGACACAGGCCAUAUACGAUGUUCGCUUCACUUCCAAUGGAAAGUAUGUGUCAGGAUAUGUGGACGGCUCUCAGGAACUGAUGCAUGUUUUGGAAAAUUACCGAACCAACACUUCCACAGGAUUUUCUAAUGCGCAGAGCUUAGCAGUAGCUCUAAAACCAAUUGAUGAGACACAACUUCGUACAAGAUUCCUUUCUGUGUCUUCGAAACCUCGUCUCUUCUGGCAAAUGAAUGCUGGUGAACCUAAAAUCCCUUAUGAUGGUGUACCUUUCAUAUCAAUAGGCCAAAUAACAGAUCUACCUUGUGUUCGCUACGGUGGCAGGAGGAAAAAAAGCGAGCAAGUAACAUUGCCUUCUGGCGAUAUAAUUCCUGUUGAUUGUCGUCAAAAAGCUGGGUGUGAUGCAAAAAUCACCAUUAGGCGUGUUGCUCGUUAUCCUUCGGCUGCAUACGUAGAGCCGGCUGUGUCUCCAGGUGUUGGGCAGGUCCGUCGUUCUCGAAAGCUAAUUCUGGAUGAUCUCGGGGCAAAAAUUGCAUCUGGUGUCACGAAGCCAUCAGAACGUUACUUUGUUUUACUGCCAACACCCAUGGCUCAUUCUGGACAUGAGGUUGCUGAAAUAGAGUCAACUCCGCACAUUUCCCAACCUGUGUCGGAUGCGGUACUUUCUCAAUUGAGUAAUGGUGUGACUAACAUUGUUAAAAUACGCGCACACUGCAAAAGUAUUGUUAACAAUUUGCUUGGAACAGAGGCCUCUCUCCGUGCCAGUGAUAAAGCUUAUUUCCCGUCAGAAUAUGAUAUCUUUCGACAUGUUUACUGGCUAUAUAAAGCAGGACAAGUGAUUGAUCAGGAAGCAGCUCUUCAAGCAAGUAUGGGGACGAUUGAGUCGUUGGCACAGUCAAUAUCCACACCUCCACCCAAAGCUGACAAAGUUCCUGUCACUACUUCAGCUGAAGUAAUCAACAGUGUGUACAGCAUGAUAAUGGACGAUAGCUCUUCUAGUAGUGUAUCUGCACUAGGACAUCUUGGUGAUGACCUCGGUGCUGGGGAUAACACACUUGACUCUAUUGACACCACUUUGACUGGCAUGAGCUCCACUUCGUCUUCCAUUGCCACCAACCUCUCCCAGUUGGUGAAGAGAGCUGCACAGACCCCUAAAAGUACUCAAGCAACCCCACUGGCAAGCAAUAGGCCCACUGACUAUAUUGUAGAUGACAGUCCUGCUAUUAUACAGGCACAAAGAGAAGUACGUGAUAUGUUGCGAAUACUGGAGAACCAAACACAUGCUUGUUUGAAUGAAAGUGCACUCAACGGCCUCCGAAGGCAGCUUACUGAGUUAUGCAGUCAGUUCUCCAUGUAUCUAGCUGGUGUCCCCUCACCUCAAUUUGGACCACCUAGUAAGAAAAUCAGGCUAUGAGAAGUUAAUUUUCCAUGUGUACUUAGUGUAAUCAAGGGCAUACGCCCUUGGUGUAAUAAUUAUAUAGAUCUUUUUUCGCUAAUCAAAGUCAUGCAUCAUAAGUGAACUCUUUCAUAUUUUUUAUAAACGCAAUCUAUUUAAUUUAUAGUCGUGUGAAGGCUUCAAUAAAAUUAUAAUACAGUA
Halichondria panicea is the source of this 1837-nucleotide messenger RNA. RefSeq names its product calcium-responsive transcription factor-like. The record is from RefSeq and is a predicted model, not a curated record. Gene Ontology annotation, molecular function: DNA-binding transcription factor activity. Bases 128 to 1654 code for a protein of 508 amino acids. NCBI's taxonomy places the organism in Eukaryota, Metazoa, Porifera, Demospongiae, Suberitida, Halichondriidae. The transcript is spliced from 4 exons.